GCUUUCUCGGUAUCUUUGGUGGACUUCAUCCACUCGCCAUCAGAGCAAUCGGCCUCCGAGAAGCGACAGUCUCAGCCAUGGAAGAGAACAGCCUACUGCAGGAGCUGGUGUCGGUGGUGAAAUCCCUGGAGGCGGCCCAGCUGGAGCCGCGCGCCUUGAGCGAGGCGGAGAGCCAGGCGCUGGACCGCACGCGCGACCCCAGGACGCCGGUGGUGGCCUGGGCGGGGAAGAACGCCACGGCGGGCGAGCGCCUGCAGCUGCGGAGCCUCGCGCAUCGGAUUUGGGCGGCCUUGGGCCACAGCAGCACGGAACCCUUGCAGGGUGCCAAGUGCCGCAGCCUCGCCUGCGAGCUCCUGGAGGAAGGUCUCGAGGAGUCCGCGGCUUCCGCGGGUUCGUCUGAUGCGGCGCUGCUGGCGUCGCACUGGGCGCUGACGGGACGUGCCUGGGCUCUGGCCAAGGAGGAUGCUGUGGCUUUGCAGUGCUUCGGCCGCGCAUCCAAAAGCGCUGCAGGUACCAAGAACGCGGAGGCGGACGUCCAGGCGCGGCUCUGGGCGGCGGAGGUGCUGUUCCGGCGCGGAGACUACGCGGAGAGCCUGGAGGAGCUGGCGCAGGCAAAGGGGCAGCUGCGUCAACUGCCGCCUCAAAUGCUGGACAACUUGCUCUGCGUUUGCUACACACAGGCGAGCAGCCACCGCAGCGCCCAGAACUUCCCGCAGGCCGUGGAGCUGCUGAACCUGGCGCUCUCCGCGGGCAACAUGCCUGCGGCCACCAAGUGCAAGCUGUUGCGGCUUCUUGCCCUGUGCCACGUGCCAGAGCUGGACGUUGCGCUUGCACACGCCCGGCAAGCGCUGGCGUUGGCUGGUUGCUCCAAGGAUCGGGUGGCGGCGCAAGAGGUGCUUCUGGAGCUCCUUCAGAGCCGGGAGUGCAACGCACAGAAAGAGGAGGUCCGGAGCCUGGCCUUGAGCCUUGUGAGGGAGCCGGAAUCCUCUGUGGCGCUGUGCGUGGCAACCUGCCAAGUGCUGCUGGACUACGGCAUGCACCAGGACGCACAGCAGCUGUCGGCCUCGCUGAGAUCGCGGCCCGGGCUCGGUGAGGAGCAGCGAAGGGAGUUGCUCCUGCAGACGCUGCAGAUGGCUGCCGAAGCAGUGAUCCAGAGCAAGGCCGAGGCAGAGCAGCACCUGGUCGGUGCCGUGGCAAAUGUGGAGACGUGCGCAGAGCUCUGCUUGCCGGGUGGCAGGCUGCUGUCGGGCUUGGCAUCCAAGCUGUGGAGCGGACGGCCUGAUGAUGCUGCCAACUGGGCGAGCAGAGCCGCACAGAUGAUGUCCAAGAGCAACGAGGCGGGAGAUGAGGCCGCUGACUGCUGGUUUGAUGCAGGCCGGCGUUUCCGGCAGCUGGGGAAGCUGCCGGAGGCGCAGCGCUGCGCCCGCGAGGCGAAAGGGCACGUGGAGGCGCAGCUGCUGCUGCUGGAGCUGGCCUGCGAGGCGGGAAAAGACUGCGCAGAGGGCUGGACUUGCAUGGAGCAACUCCGCCAGAUGGAUCUGACGUUGGCUCAGGCGUCCCGGGCCGCGCAGGCCGCCCGGCAACAGCCCCACGAGGACUUGGCCCUGGCAGCGCUGGAGCUGUUUGUGGCCGCCAGCGAGAGCCAGGCGGAUCUCACGAGCCUCGCCGUGGCGGCGCAUUUGGUGAAGAGGCACACGGAGCUGCAGCGGCCCACGGAGGAGCUGCUGCAGACUUUGGCGGCCGCCCGGCGCCUGGGCGCCCAGUGCCGCCGCGGUUUGGCGGCGGAGCUCAGCUCCGCGGGGCUGGCGGAGCCGGAGCCGCGGCCGGGGCUGGCGGCGCUGCGGCAGCUGGUGGCCUGCGCCUGGGGUCGGGGGGAAGAGCUGGGCCGAAACCUCCAGUGGCAGCAGGCGGCGGCCAUGUUCGAGGCGGGGCACCAGGUCCUGGAAGUCAUCGACAUGGACAGCCAGGGCCUGGACCCCGCGAGGCUCCGGGAGUUCGUGGAUGCGCGAGCUUGGUGCAUGAUUCAGGAUGCCGCGGCGAGAGUGGAGCAGGCGAAGGAUCGCGCCGGCGGUCAGCUCAAAGAGGCGCUGGAGUUGCUGGAGAAAGCACACAGGCUCUGCAAGCAGUCUCGGCAGCUUCAGUCGCAGGGCGCAUUUGCCGAGGCGCCCUGCUCGAGCUCCACGUGGUGCCACCGCCGCUUUUUGACGCUCGUGCUGCAGGAGUUCGAGGUCCGAUGCCUCAUUGGCGAGCCCGAGCAACAGCUGCGGCGCUUCGUGGACACGGCUUCCGCGGAGUCGGAGCUGGGCGUGAAGAGUCUGCUGGCGAUGUCGAAGCUCGCCGCUUCAGCGUCUUGCAGAAGGCCUUUGCCAGGCUUGCCAUCCACUGCCUCCAGCGCUACCUCAAGACCUUCAUCGGUGCUUCGGACGCGGACUUCAAGGAGCUCUUGGCGGCGUAUCGUGAGAUGCUGGCCCUGCAGGCCUCCAGGAAUGAGAGCCUCGUGGUCUUUGACGGCAUCCUGAACUUGCUGGCAGGGGUCAAUGUAUCAAGCGACGCCAAGUUUCCCAAGGAGGAGAUCAAGUGGCUGGUCGCAACCGCAUGGAACACAGGCACACAUUUCUUUCGCUUGCAGCAGUACAGGUGGGCUGAGAAGUGGAUGAGCAAGGGUAUGGCCUUGGCAAAGCUCUGCCCCGGUUCCUUCUCUUCGGAGAAGAUGACUGAGGGCUAUAUUGCUUGCUUGAACCACUGUGCCUAGAUCCACGGCCGCGAUUUUGCCUGGACUUGGGCAUUUCUUAGCAAAAUUCUGCCGGCUCAGCCACUGCUAGCCUGAGUGGGGCGACGAACUCAGC
Effrenium voratum is the source of this 2846-nucleotide messenger RNA. Lineage: Eukaryota; Dinophyceae; Suessiales; Symbiodiniaceae. The record is from the annotation of a GenBank genome assembly.